CGAGCAAUUGUCUGUCAAGGAGGGAACGCGGCGUGUGAAGGCUGUGGGGACGGUGUGGUGGCAGCGGAGACACUUGUCGUUCAGGUGACGAGCAGUUUAACACGUGGAGGCCAGCACAGCACAAAACUGUCUCAACGUCCAGUUUAGUGCUGCUGCUGCUGGAGUGAGGGCCUGAGCCUGGUGCUGUGGUCAGCACUGUCCUCACAACAUCUGCCUCCAGGACUCCCCGGUGCAUCGCUGGCCCUGGGCCACAGCCGGAGCCUCCUGCAAGACAUGCCAGCGCCUUGCAGCAGAAGCACUGGCGCCCUGGAGGCUGCAUGGUUGGGCAGGACCAGCAGCAGCAGGCUGCCAAUGCUGUGAUGAUCAAGAGAACCACCACCACCUUGCUGCUGGCAUCUCGGGAACAAUGGAAAAGAAAAGAUUGAGUCAGGAGUGUGACGAGAUUUGAAACUGAGAGCAAGUUCACCAAACACCGCCUCGCACACACUGGUGAAGAACACCAUGAGUGCCAAGAGUGUGGGGAAAGCCUCCCUAGGAAGGCUGACCUCAACACAUACACCCACACCCUCUGGUGGAGGACCUCAUGAAUGCCUUCAGUGUGGCAAACGUUUCAGUUGCAAGAGUCGCCUCAACAGACACACCCUCUCACACACUGGAGAAAGAUCUCACUUAUGCCAUCAGUGUGGCAAAAGUUUCAAUAGGAAGAAUAACCUCAAAACACACACUCGUAUACAUACUGGUGAAAGACCUUAUGAAUGCCACGAGUGUGGCAAAAGGUUCAUUCAGAAGGUAAGCCUCAACAUACACAUCCUUUCACACACUGGUGAAAGACCUCAUGCAUGCCAUCAGUGUGGCAAAAGGUUCAGUACGAAGGGUGACCUCAACACACACAACCUUUCACACACCGAUGAAAGACCUCAUGAAUGCCAUGGAUGCAGCAAAAGAUUCAGUACGAAGGGUAGCCGCAACACACACACACUUUUACACACUGGUGAAAGAUCUCAUGGCCAAGAGUGUGGAAAAGGGUUCACUGCGAAGAAUAACCUCUGCAAACACACUCGUAUACAUACUGGUAAAAAAACUCCCGAAUGCCGUGACUGGCAAAAGGUUCAAUCAGGAGGAGGCCAUCACAACACAGUCUCCACGUCCAGCCCAGCCGCAUCUCCACCCAGUCUCUUUCACCUCUUAGGGCCCCUGCAGCCCACUUCUACCGGUCUCCUCCAGCCCAGCCCACUUCUACCAGACUCCUCCAGCCCACCCCACUUCUACCAAUCUCCCCCAGCCCACCCCACUUCUACCAAUCUCCCCCAGCCCACCCCACUUCUACCAAUCUCCUCCAGCCCACCCCACUUCUACCAAUCUCCUCCAGCCCACCCCACUUCUACCAAUCUCCUCCAGCCCACCCCACUUCUACCAAUCUCCUCCAGCCCACCCCACUUCUACCAAUCUCCUCCAGCCCAGCCCACUUCUACCAAUCUCCUCCAGCCCAGCCCACUUCUACCACUCUCGUCCAGCCCAGCCCACUUCUACCAAUCUCCUCCAGCCCACCCCACUUCUACCAAUCUCCUCCAGCCCAGCCCACUACCACCAGUCUCCUCCAGCCCAGCCCACUUCCACCAGUCUCCUCUAGCCCAGCCCACUUCCACCAGUCUCCUCCAGCCCAGCCCACUUCCACCAGUCUCCUCCAGCCCCAUGACGCCCCCCCCUCCCCCUGUAAGACUCGAGGGUUGCCCUGCUCCUGGGUUCCUGAGCUACCUUGUCAAAGUCCAAAGACUCCCCAAGUUUUGUAAGUUCUGA
Molecule: messenger RNA, 1797 nt
Organism: Eriocheir sinensis (Chinese mitten crab)
Lineage: Eukaryota; Metazoa; Arthropoda; Malacostraca; Decapoda; Varunidae
Product: zinc finger protein 766-like
Exons: 3
Coding region: 502-1797 (431 amino acids)
Biological process (GO): regulation of transcription by RNA polymerase II
Cellular component (GO): PcG protein complex; transcription regulator complex
Molecular function (GO): RNA polymerase II cis-regulatory region sequence-specific DNA binding; DNA-binding transcription factor activity, RNA polymerase II-specific
Source: RefSeq, a predicted model, not a curated record